UGAAUCAGUGAUUCAUUGGAUCAGCAGAGGGGUGCAAAAAAGAAGGCUUAGCAAGAGAAGGGAAUUCUUGGAGGAUGCACAACGGCAACUCCGGUAUAGGUCUUUCGAUAUUAUAAAAAAACCCAACCAUCACCCUAGACAAUGAAAAUGACCGAGCGGCCACCCUCGAUAGCUGGCCUGGAGGAGCCCGUCAAUUUGGUGACCAAGAAUAAUGGAAAGCCUCCUGGGAAACGAAAAUCGGACAAGGCGGGCGAGGUUUCAGAUUCCCCGCCGUCCGUCUCAACCGAUUCCGGCGUCACCAGACCACCAUCUGCCAAACUCCCUCUCGCCAACGAUAUGGCCGAAGGUCAACAACCGUCUCUUCGGCAGUCUUUUCACCACAUAAUACAUUCUUCUGGGACCUCCAGGACACCUUCAACCCGCACCUCCUCCAGCUCUCUACAAGCGUUGAACGAAGAUACCGUCGUUGAUGCCCGAUCGGAUCGCAGCGUUUUUUCUCGUCCCUCCCUCCCCCGUCGGAUAUCCAGGCAAUCGGAUGGCCCGUCUACUGAUUAUCCCGUCUAUCCCGAUCAAUCCUAUGCCUCCCUUCAGUCCCAGGUGCACCCUACCUACCAACCUCCAUUCUUGCGUCCCCGGAGUUCCUACCCAUCUCACACCGAACCCCAGACUCGAUUUCCCACUACGCGUACAGCCCGCACUGUAGGAAACACCCCCGUGUCCAGCCCCGGGCUAUUCUCUGUCAGAAGUCCUCGCUCGACGCCUUUUGGCUCCGACGAUGAAGGUCGGAUCAGCAGUCCGUAUCUGCACCCAACACAACUCCAGCCACCAAAAGAAACCCACACCGCCGAGGUAGACCGCGAUACCGUUACAGGGAAUAAACUCAUCAACCAGUAUGAAAUUCUCGAGGAGCUUGGGCGCGGCGAACACGGCAAAGUGAAAUUAGGUCGCCAUGUGGAAACUCGGCAACAGGUGGCAAUUAAGAUCGUCCAGCGAUACUCGAAACGACGACGUUUGGGCAAACUUGGGAACCCAGAGGAUAAGGUCAAGAAGGAAGUUGCCAUUCUCAAGAAGGCCCGCCAUACCAACGUGGUCAGUCUGUUGGAAGUGAUUGACGACCCUAACCGUCAAAAGGUUUACAUCGUUCUGGAAUAUGUCGAGAACGGUGAAAUUAUUUGGCGGAGAAAAGGACUACGGGAAAUUAUUCACGUCGAUAAGCAACGGCUCGAGCGUGAGAAGGCUGGGAUUUCCGACUCCCCCUCGUUCCUCGAGGAAAGCCAGCACUAUGUGCGAACUGCCAGGCAUCUCCGCCGUCAACGAGAGAGGGCCCGUGAACGAGCUGAAGCGCAGGCCGCAUCUGCACAGGAGCGUCCCAUCCCCGCGUGGAGUUUGGAGCAUGGUGCAGAGUCCGAUGAUGAGGAAGCGGAGGCCGAUUCCACCGUCAUCCGCACCUCCAGUCGCUCCAUGCUGAGUCCUGAGGAUGUCCAGCCAUCCCCGAGUCAGUCAUUUUCCUCAACUCAUGAAUCAGGCCUGGCAGCAGUCGAGGGCAGUAUGUAUGGCGCCUAUUCGGAAGACCGGUUCGAGAGGCGUUUUAGUACUGCUUCAAGCAGCUUUGGUUAUGCUCCGUCCGAACCGGAAUGGUCUUCGGAUGAUGAUGACCUGUCCUACGUCCCAUGUCUAACCCUUAGUGAGGCACGCAACGCCUUCCGGGAUUCUCUCCUCGGUGUGGAAUACCUUCAUUAUCAGGGUAUAAUUCACCGCGACAUCAAGCCUGCCAACCUUCUACUCACUAGCAAUUACCGGGUGAAGAUCUCGGACUUUGGUGUAUCGUAUCUUGGGCGUCCCAUGAGGGAUGAGGAAGAAGAACGGGUGACGGAGACCGCAGCUACCGAGCUGGACGAUGCUCGAGAAUUGUCGAAAACCGUCGGAACCCCUGCAUUCUAUGCCCCCGAGCUGUGCUACACUGGUGACGACUUUGUGGAUUCCAUUGGCACCGUUCCGAGGAUUACCGGUGCAAUUGAUGUCUGGUCCCUUGGUGUGACCCUUUAUGGUAUGAUCUUUGGACGUCUGCCGUUCGUGUCGGAUGAUGAAUACAGCAUGUUCCAAACCAUUGUGAAAAAGGAGGUGUUUAUCCCACGGAAGCGCUUAAAGCCUGUUGAGGAUGACCCCGAUACUGUCAGUCAAUGGCCUCGCUGCAUGAACGACAGUAAGCGAAUGGAAGACGAACUUGCGUAUGAGGAUGUUGAUGAUGAAUUGUUCGAUUUGUUGAAACGUCUCUUGACUAAGGAUCCCGUGAAGCGCAUCACUGUCAAGGAGAUUAAGCAUCACCCUUGGGUUCUCUAUGGAUUACCCAACCCUAGGGCAUGGGUUGAGGAGACUGAUCCAGGAUAUCAGAGUAAGGGCAAGAGAAUCGAGGUCUCCAGCGAGGAAGUCACCUCUGCCGUCAGCAAAGUACCGUUCAUCCAACGUGUUCGGUCGAACGUGGCCAAGUGGUCCAACUACCUCACCGGCAGAUCAAAAGACAAGGACAAUCGUAAACGAUCAGCUCUUACAGGGCCUUCGAGCGAGUCGCUGGUGUCGACCACCAAUGGCUUUGGAAAAUAUUUGUGGGACAAUGGCCGUCGGCCCGUCUCAAGGGGAGACGACGAUUUCUACCGGCCGUCCAAAGAGCACCCUUUGUCUCAAAGUGUCACCGCUAGUCCGGUGAGCCGAGAGGAACAGACGAGUUACUUUGUUUCUCAUCAUUGCCCUUCUCAAGACCGCCUAUCACGCCCCGAUCCGCCGGAGCGUGCUACCUCGACAUUGUCCAGUGCAGAAUCUGCAAAGACAGUCAAACCACACGACACCACUCCGGUACCCUUAUCAAAACAGCGUGACAGCACACCCACUAUUGUGGAAACUUUGGGAACCACCAAUGUCGGUGGUCUUUUUGGGGGAGCCAGCCGCCGGCUGGCCAGAGGUCUUCAGACGGGUGACUGGCGCUCCGAGAAAUCGGUCUCAGCUGAUACCGUUUCCUUGGAUGGAGACCGUCGCUGUGAGCCUACCCUUGCUUUGAGCGUCGCUUCUGCAGUCGGCCAGAUGCAAAAUUCUGGCCUAGACUCUGCAUCACCACGCCCGACCUCAGCAAGACCGAGUCUGGCACACCGGCGCCACCAAUCUUAUCAACAUCAUUCUUCAAUCGAGCCAUUCCAUCUCACGAAAGAAGCUUUGCUGCGUCAGAGAAAGAGUGAUCCGGAAAGCAUCGAUGGUACUGAAAUUGCCAAGUCCAAAGUCGAAAGUGAGCCAUUCACAAACGACUCCCUUAAUUUGAGACAAGUCACACCACCCAAGGCCACAGAAUGUCCAAUUCCUAGUACACACAUGGAAUCUUCCAACCCUGGUCUCACCACUUCUCCGCCAUCUGCUGCUACCAUUUCUUCUUCUUCUGUUGAUGAUUACACUAGCAUGUCUCAGAGUGCCUCGCACCCGAGUAUUCCAUCCGUCGUCUCGGGAGCUUCAUCUCUUUCGGGCGAUGGUUUCUACUACGGACCGACCGGCAAGGACAAGGAAAAGGACUCCGAUCCCCCCAUGCAGGUGCCUUCCAUUCUUCGCACAGGCGAAACCGUCAAAGCUCGGCAGUCAAGCCCCCGGCGGUCGCAAGAAGACGAUGAGUCUAGAUAUUACUGUGACGAUGAGAACGAGUCCGAGUCUGAUUCUGAAGAUGAAGGCCUGAUGAUCGGUAAAAAGCACCCAGGUCCUCAGAAAGCCGCACUCCGUAUGAGCCACAAAUCAUAGGUCUUGUCUAUCUGCUACCAUCACCUCCUUAUCUCCCAGAGUGCCUUUUAAUGAGCGGCCUCGGCGAUUUAAUAU
This is a messenger RNA of Aspergillus wentii DTO 134E9, 3846 nucleotides long. Its product is annotated as putative serine/threonine protein kinase. Gene Ontology annotation, molecular function: protein kinase activity; ATP binding. Bases 142 to 3771 code for a protein of 1209 amino acids. The transcript has 2 exons. Gene Ontology annotation, biological process: protein phosphorylation. NCBI's taxonomy places the organism in Eukaryota, Fungi, Ascomycota, Eurotiomycetes, Eurotiales, Aspergillaceae. The record is from RefSeq and is a predicted model, not a curated record.